Molecule: messenger RNA, 4561 nt
Organism: Haliotis rubra (blacklip abalone)
Lineage: Eukaryota; Metazoa; Mollusca; Gastropoda; Lepetellida; Haliotidae
Product: mucin-5AC-like
Exons: 5
Coding region: 66-3590 (1174 amino acids)
Source: RefSeq, a predicted model, not a curated record
CUCAAAGGUUGUCGUCGUCCGUGUUGGAGACAUCAUCGUCUUCAAGUGUCACACCAUCUCUUUUCAUGAAGACAACAAAAUCAAAUUCACAUCCAGUGAUGGUGUCAGUCGCGGAAAGUCCUGUACCUACACCUACAUCAACGAGCGGAGGACCGAAGUCUUCAGACUUCAUGUCAUUCUCAUCACAUCCUGCAAGAAGUUCACCUUCAUCAUCAACAUCAAGGGUUCAGACAGUUCCGCCUUCAAACGUGCCAUCGCCCCAAACAAACAGAACAUCUUCAUAUACAUCAUCAGGACCAAUGCUGGCAACUUCCAAUACUAUAUCUUCUGAAUCACAUACUACAACUGGGACAACUUACAGCAGUUGGAUUUCAAGGACAACCACAGUGCCUAUCACCUCUAUAGCUACUUGGCUUACGACUUCAAAAUCAACGCACGGUUCACGUCGAAGCACACAAGUUCAAUUGAGCAAAACCAACUCCAUGUCUGAUUCAUCUUCUGGAUUACAAUUCACCACGUCUUCCUCACCAUUACUCACAACGCUAGGUCGGAUGCAGACAAGUACAGAAACUUCCUUGCCAUCGACAAAAAGGUCAUCUUCACUUCCACAAACGUAUCAGCCAUCACCUUCUAUGACAGGAACAUUAUCGCCGCCACUGACACACUCGACCACAGGAGGAAUACAUUCUGCAGGACACACGUCAUACUUGGCACGCUCAAGUCAAAGGUUGUCUUCGUCCUUGUUUGAAGCAUCAUCAUCUUCAAGCGUCACACCAUUUCAUCUCAUGAAGACAACAAAAUCAACUUCACAUCCAGUGACGGUGUCAUUCUCGCAAGGUACUGUACCUACACCUUCAUCACCUACAUCAACAAGCGGAGGACCGAAGUCUUCAGCCUUCAUGUCAUUCUCACCACAGUCUACAAGAAAUUCACCUUCAUCAUCAACAUCAAUGGUGCGGAGUGUUCCACCUUCAAACGUGCCAUCGCCCCAAACAAACAGAACAUCUUCAUAUAAAUCAUCAGGACCAAUGCUGGCAACUUCCAAUACUAUAUCUUCUGAAUCACAUACUACAACUGGGACAACUUACAGCAGUCGGAUUUCAAGGACAACCACAGUGCCUAUCACCUCUACAGCUACUUCGCUAACGACUUCAAAAUCAACGCACGGUUCACGUCGAAGCACACAAGUUCAAUUGAGCAAAACCAACUCCAUGUCUGAUUCAUCUUCUGGAUUACAAUUCACCACGUCUUCCUCACCAUUACUCACAACGCUAGGUCGGAUGCAGACAAGUACAGAAACUUCUUUGCCAUCCACGAAAAGGUCAUCUUCACUUCCACAAACGUAUCAGCCAUCACCUUCUAUGACAGGAACGUUAUCGCCGCCACUGACACACUCGACCACAGGAGGAAUACAUUCUGCAAGACACACGUCAUACUCGGCACGCCCAAGUCAAAGGUUGUCUUCGUCCUUGUUUGAAGCAUCAUCAUCUUCAAGCGUCACACCAUUUCAUCUCAUGAAGACAACAAAAUCAACUUCACAUCCAGUGACAGUGUCAUUCUCGCAAGGUACUGUACCUACACCUUCAUCACCUACAUCAACGAGCCGAGGACCGAAGUCUUCAGCCUUCAUGUCAUUCUCACCACAGUCUACAAGAAGUUCACCUUCAUCAUCAACAUCAAGGGUUCAGACAGUUCCGCCUUCAAACGUGCCAUCGCCCCGAACAAACAGAACAUCUUCAAAUAAAUCAUCAGGACCAAUGCUGGCAACUUCCAAUACUACAUCUUCUGAAUCACAUACUACAACUGGGACAACUUACAGCAGUCGGAUUUCAAGGAUAACCACAGUGCCUAUCACCUCUACAGCUACUUGGCUAACGACUUCAAAAUCAACGCACGGUUCACGUCGAAGCACUCAAGUUCAAUUGAGCAAAACCAACUACAUGUCUGAUUCAUCUUCUGGAUUACAAUUCACCACGUCUUCCUCACCAUUACUCACAACGCUAGGUCGGAUGCAGACAAGUACAGAAACUUCUUUGCCAUCCACGAAAAGGUCAUCUUCACUUCCACAAACGUAUCAGCCAUCACCUUCUAUGACAGGAACGUUAUCGCCGCCACUGACACACUCGACCACAGGAGGAAUACAUUCUGCAAGACACACGUCAUACUCGGCACGCCCAAGUCAAAGGUUGUCUUCGUCCUUGUUUGAAGCAUCAUCAUCUUCAAGCGUCACACCAUUUCAUCUCAUGAAGACAACAAAAUCAACUUCACAUCCAGUGACAGUGUCAUUCUCGCAAGGUACUGUACCUACACCUUCAUCACCUACAUCAACGAGCCGAGGACCGAAGUCUUCAGCCUUCAUGUCAUUCUCACCACAGUCUACAAGAAGUUCACCUUCAUCAUCAACAUCAAGGGUUCAAACAGUUCCGCCUUCAAACGUGCCAUCGCCCCGAACAAACAGAACAUCUUCAUAUAAAUCAUCAGGACCAAUGCUGGCAACUUCCAAUACUACAUCUUCUGAAUCACAUACUACAACUGGGACAACUUACAGCAGUCGGAUUUCAAGGAUAACCACAGUGCCUAUCACCUCUACAGCUACUUGGCUAACGACUUCAAAAUCAACGCACGGUUCACGUCGAAGCACACAAGUUCACUUGAGCAAAACCAACUCCAUGUCUGAUUCAUCUUCUGGAUUAAAAUACACCAUGUCUUCCUCACCAUUACUCACAACGUUAGGUCGAAUACUGGUUGCAAGUACAACAGCUUCUUUGCCAUCCACGAAAAGGUCAUCUUCACUUCCACAAAUGUAUCCGUCUUCCCCUUCUAUGACAGGAACAUUAUCGCCGCCACGCACACACUGGACCACAGGUGGGAUACAUUCUGCAAGACACACAUCAUACUCGACACGUCCACCUCAAAGGUCGUCUUCGUCCUUGUUUGAAGCAUCAUCAUCUUCAAGCGUCACACCAUUUCAUCUCAUGAAGACAACAAAACAAACUUCACAUCCAGUGACAGUGUCACCCUCGCAAGGUACUGUACCUACACCUUCAUCACCUACAUCAACGAGCGGAGGACCGAAGUCUUCAGCCUUCCUGUCAUUAUCACCACAGUCUACAAGAAGUUCACCUUCAUCAUUAACAUCAAUGAAGAGGACAGUUCCACCUUCAAACGUAACAUCGUUCCGUACAAACAGAAGCGGUGUAACCACACUUAGUAUCACUCCAUCUGCUGCUGAACAGUCUACCGGAACACCUGGAACACCAGUGAACAAGUUUUCAAUGUACUUUCCCACAGUUUCCAGACAAGCACCUGUUGAAGAAUCAACAUUUAACACAGGUAAAUCAGGCAACGACGAUGACAAGAUUGCGUUUAUACUCGAGGUGAUCACAAGUCUGACGGGAGCAACGCUUCUCAUACUGAUGGUGAUCACAACAGCUAUGUGUUUGUGUUUCAAGAAGAGGAUGAACGAGUUGAAACGGAAUUCUCGUCAUCGGAAUAAACUGUCAGAGACCAUGGCUUCAAAUCUGGAAUUAAAGAGACGCUCCGUUGUAUCUUUAGAAUCUGGAUAUUGUUCCAAUUCAAUAUCAUCUUGAUAUGGCUAAUUCAGCACAGUGCAUAUGACAGUUUUCUUGCUUCCCGCAUGUACAAACAGCUUUUACGGUGUGGACGAUGUAUGCUGAAUGAAUGCGAAACAGAAAUACACGCAGUCUUUGUGGACAUGGUUGCCUUAAGAGUGAGAAAACGUGAAGAUAUCACCCGAUUAAUAUCAUUAAACAGUGUACUGAUAACACAUAUUUUGACACCAGGUGUAAUUUUUCACAACAGUUGGUCAUUGGAACAGUGGCGCCAGCAGCGUCUGCCAUCUGUAGUUGGCAGUGUCUACUCAACACAUAACCGGGUAGGCACAACUAAUAUUUGCAAACCAACAGACAUGCAUAGACAAUACCCAGUUGUCGCAGCUGCCUGUCAUAAGACUCACUGACAUUUGCAUCGUCGUAGUGCAAGCAGCGUUACAUAUACAACACAACAUGCCCAAAGAUCAUCACAAUAUUCCUUGACGUGUCUACUUACGACUAUGAACUGUUUUGUAUAUGGGAGUAGCGGCCCUUGGACCAAGAGGACUGGGAUUGGAAACGUCAGCCCCGUGUCUGCUGAUACACAUGCGUCAGACAGAAUUCAAUGCAAAUUCAUCCUGUUUGUUUUCAAAUGUCUCAGUAACGUAGCUCCAAAAUAUCUGUCUGAUCUGAUCACCAGAUAUAAUCCCGACCGAAGUCUCUGGUCUGAAAAUCUUGGUCUUCCUGUUGUCCCACACUUUAAGCCCAGCACCAGGUUUGGGGAUCGAUCUGUUCAGGUGACCGGACCCACUCACUGGAAUCAACUUGGAAUUAAGGACCGUUAACAACCUGAGGAUUUUCAAAUCUAAAUUGAAAACAUACCUUUUUAAGAAAGCAUACAGAACUUUUCACUCUCGAGUUGUUCGGAGAGUGCUACUGAGCAGUACUUUUGGACUGGGACUGGCAAUGAUGAUGUAACCUGAGAGAACAAUAAACACUUAUUGUAUUUA